AUGGUCAACUCUUGUUGUGGCUCCAGCUGCUGCCAGCCUUGCUGCCGCCCCACCUGCUGCCAGACCACCUGCUGCAGGACCACCUGCUGCCGGCCCACCUGCUGUGGGUCCAGCUGCUGCCGCCCCUCCUGCUGUGGCUCCAGCUGCUGUGGCUCUAAUUGCCGUGGCUCCAGCUGCUGUAGGCCCAGCUGCUGCAUCUCUAGCUGCUGCUGCCCCACCUGCUGCCAGACCACCUGCUGCCGGACCACCUGCUGCCGCCCCAGCUGCUGUGGCUCCAGCUGCUGCUGCCCCUGCUGUGGGGGUUCCAGCUGCUAUGGCUCCAGCUGCUGCCAGCCUUGCUGCCGCCCCACCUGCUGCCAGACCACCUGCUGCCGCACCACCUGCUGCCGCCCCACCUGCUGUGUGUCUAGCUGCUGCCACCCCAGCUGUUGCUAG
This is a messenger RNA of Prionailurus viverrinus (fishing cat), 435 nucleotides long. RefSeq names its product keratin-associated protein 4-3-like. NCBI's taxonomy places the organism in Eukaryota, Metazoa, Chordata, Mammalia, Carnivora, Felidae. Bases 1 to 435 code for a protein of 144 amino acids. The record is from RefSeq and is a predicted model, not a curated record. The transcript has a single exon. Gene Ontology annotation, cellular component: keratin filament.